AUGGGCAACCGGAGCUCCAAGGCUCCCCGGGGCGACGUGACCGCCCCUGAGGCCUCGGGCUCUACCCCAACGAAGGCCAACGGACAGAAGAAUGGCCACGUGAGAAGCAAUGGAGACUUGUCCCCCAAGGGUGAAGGGGAGUCGCUCCCAAUGGACAGAACAGAUGAAGCACCUGGGGCCACUGGCGAUGCCAUCGAGCCUGCACCCCCUAGCCAGGGAGCUGAAGCCAAGGGAGAGGUCUCCCCGAAGGAGACCCCCAAGAAGAAAAAAUUCUCUUUCAAGAACACUUUGAAAUUGACCGGCCUGUCCUUCAAGAGAAAUCGGAAGGAGAGUGGGGACGAUUCUUCUGCCUCCUCGCCCACAGAGGAAGAGCAGGAGCAGGGGGAGAUCAGCGCCUGCAGCGACGAGGGCACUGCCCAGGAAGGGAAGGCUGCUGCCACCCCUGAAAGCCAGGAGCCCCAAGCCAAGGGGGCAGAGGCUAGUGCUGCUUCCAAGGGAGGAGACACAGAAGAGGAGGCAGGGCCCCAGGCUGCAGAGCCCUCCACUCUCUCUGGCCAGAGUGGCCCUGCAUCUGCCAGCGCUGAGCAGAUCUAG
Molecule: messenger RNA, 594 nt
Organism: Nannospalax galili (Upper Galilee mountains blind mole rat)
Lineage: Eukaryota; Metazoa; Chordata; Mammalia; Rodentia; Spalacidae
Product: MARCKS-related protein-like
Biological process (GO): actin filament organization; central nervous system development
Cellular component (GO): plasma membrane; cytoplasm
Molecular function (GO): calmodulin binding; actin filament binding
Source: RefSeq, a predicted model, not a curated record